UUUUUACGGAGGAGAUGAAGGGCUGGGAGAACAGGGAGAAGAGCAGUCCCUACUCCUCCUCCACCUCCGUCUCUUCCACCUCCGUGUCCUCCUCCACUCAGGCUGUGUGUGUCGGAGAGGAAUUUCCAGUGGACUGUGUGGGCGAUAUGGAAAUACAGAUCGACAACCACCACCACCACCAAUCCACCGCAACCACCUCCACCAUAUCUUCUACCACCACCUCCUUUCCCUCGUCCACCUACGCCUCCACAAGGGACAUGGGCGCCUCUCCACCCUCCAGCAAGCCGCUCAGGACCUGCCGAGUGUGUGGGGACAAGGCCAAGAGCAUGCACUUCGGAGGCCUCUCCUGCGACUCCUGCAAGGCCUUCUUCAGGAGAGCCGUGCACAACGACACCUUCGCCAACUUCACCUGCCCCUACGACGGCACCUGCCUCAUUAACAUCACCUCCAGGAAGUGUUGCCAGUACUGCAGGUACCAGAAGUGCAUGAAGAUAGGCAUGGAGCGUUCGUGGGUAAUGUCGGAGGAGGAUCGCCAGCAGCUGAUGAGGCAGAAGGCGGAGAGGAAGGCCAGGGCAGCACAGGAAUCCGGCAGGAGGACGCUGAAGGGCGGCAGGAGGGAACUGGUGCCCUUUGAACCUGACCCCAGUGACAUGUUAACGCAUAUGACCCCUGCGGAGUGGAAGGAGCUGGAGGAGGCCGUAAGGAACUACCGCCUCGCUUACGCCGCAGUGCCCUACAGCGGGUGCGGCGGCGGCGGGUGGGAGGGCGAGGCAGCGGGUCUGAGGGUCGUGGACAUGUUCUCGACCGUGGUGCGCCGCUUUGCUUACUUCGCGCGGCUCUUCCCGGGGUUUUGCGAGCUGCCGGAGGAGGACCAGAGUCGACUCCUCCGCUAUGGCAUCCUGGAAAUGUCCUUGAUUCGUGGAGUCCAGAGCAUCAACACCAAUUCUCCGUGGCCCUCAACACCACCUCAACACCAAUCCCCACCACCAGGGAAGAAGGAGGAGGAGAAGAAUUUAGUGUCUAACGAACUUUAUGAGAUGCAUAUGAAGUUUAUAAAUAGUAUGCGGGAGCUUGGUGUUGACGAGGCGGUGUUGCUGCUUCUCCUGCUGGUGGUUCUCUUCAGCAGCGACAGGCCAAGGUUGCAGGCCGCCACCACCACCGCCGUACAGGCCCACCAAGACCACUACUUACUGUUGCUCAGGAAGUACCUCGGGUGGCGCCACGGCCCCCACAACGCCCCUAUUCUGUACCCUCGGCUCCUCCUCAAGCUGACGGACCUUCGGGAGCUGAAUGACCAACACACAGAGUACCACUUGAGGCUGGCACGGCAGGAGAUCGCGGAAAUCCAGACACAACUUGGCUGCCUAAAUCUCAACCUAGAGUGGCCGUGCUUCAUGACCUCACCCCAGACUCCCCCAGAACACUUACCAGGGGACGGGGGGAAGGUUGGGGGGUCCAUACCUAUAAACAUGACCCCCCAGUCCCAGUCCGCCCCAAGUACGCCUUCCAUCACCUCCACUACGGUCAUCAAAGGAGAGGAUACAGCAAGUUCAUUUUCAUCAAUUCUCGCCACAUUGGACUUGGAGCACCUUGUCAACAGUCCAGUCAUUCAGCGUCUCAUCCUGCACCAGUUCCAGAGGUCUGUCGUGAAUGUGCUGGGUCUGACUGGGCUGUUUCCUGAGACCAAACCAACCCCAAGUCUCAAUCAGCCCUCGACAGUCCCAACCUCGCCUCACAGCCUGUCAGACCCACCAGUAUCAGUCUUCUUGCCUACCCAGUUUCAGAGGUCUUUUGUGAAUGUUCUGGGUCUGGCUGGGCUGUUUCCUGAGACCAAGCCAACCCCAAGCCUCGAUCAGCCCCUUCCAGUCCCAACCUCGCCUCACAGCCUGUCAGACCCACCAGUAUCAGUCUCCUUGCCUACCCAGUUUCAGAGGUCUGUCGUGAAUGUGCUUGGUCUGAGUGGGCUGUUUCCUGAGACCAAACCACCUCCCACAGCCCUUACCUCGCCUCACAGCCUGUCAGACCCGCCAGUAUCAGCCCCCUUGCCUACCCAGACCUCACAUGCUCCUCAGAGGUCAUUGGAGAAGGGCCUGUCAGCCUCUCUUUCAGCCCCUCACUUUCAGGGCUGCCAGGUGUCUGAUCUUAUGGUACAUCUUGAUAACCUGACCUCCAACUCUGAAGCCUGUCAAAACAACACACCACAGCAGGACCAGGAGUCACAGCAAGCCUUCCGUCAACUUGAACAGCAGCUAAUGAAUGGGAUAAUAGGCCCUAGUGAAGGUGGUAUGCAUAAGGGACCACAGCAAGAACAGCAGCAACACAGCGACCUCUACAACCAAGUAACAGCUGGAGACAUGAAGGAAAGGAAUGGCACUCUAGCGGAAGGUGUUUUUAUACCCAAGCAAGAACCGGUGACCUCCCCCAUGCUGUCUAUGCCCUCACAAGCCAACUAUGACCACCCACUGAUGUAUGAUGACCUGCCACACCCUCCACGUCAGCUACACCACCACCAGGAUGCUAUGGAGUCCACCCAAGUCUUCGGAAGUGCUUUAGAUCUCCCGGAACUUGAGAAAUUCCAAGAAAUUCUGGAUCGUAAGAAGACUCCAAGUUUUGAUUCGCCUUCGCAGUCAGAGCUCUUUGUGAUGUCAGGUCGGUUAAUGUCUCACCACCACCACCACCACCACCAGACACCACCAUCAUCACCACCACGGAUGCACCUUUCUCAACCACCACUAACACCACCUCAACUCCAGCUUCUCCACCACCAGUUACCAUCUUCAUCACCACCACAGAUUCAUUCUCAACCACCACCACCACCAACACCACAAUUUCAGCCUCACCACCACCCCUAUCACCACCAGUCACCACCACUAACACCACCCCACCCCCAGCACUCAUCACCACUUCUUCAUCACCCACCACCAGAGCAAAUGCAGUUUUCAUCACCACAAGAAAUGAUGUCACAGCCUCACCACAUGUCAACACCACCACCACAACCACCACCACCACACCACCACUAUAAUCACCCACCAUUCACCUCCAAUCAAGGGUUCGUUAGCUAUGUGGAAGGUGGAGUAGGAGGGGGAGAAUCAUCACCACCACCACCUCUACCACCUCCACCACCGCCAGGACAACACCAAUUCAUCACCACGGAAAAUUUUGGAGGUUUCUGUAGGGAGUCCCAGCAUAGAUCAACACCUCCAGAUAACACCGCUUUCAUCACCACCACCACUCAGUCACCACCACCGCAGGAGUUUCAGAGCCAUCAUCACCAUCUUCAUCACCACCACCACCACCUCCAGCAUCACCACCAAAAAGUUGCGUCGUUUUCUUGAUUUUAAAAUACUCAGUUAUACGUUUGUUUUUCAUUUCUCUUUCUUGUACUUAUCUGUCUAUCUAUCUAUCUAUCUAUUUCUUUAUCUCAAUUUUGUGUGUCUUCAUUUUCUUAUAUGUCUGUCUACCAAAGUCUAAAGAAUGAAAGAAGGAAGGAAGGAAAGAAGGAAAGAAAGA
Eriocheir sinensis (Chinese mitten crab) is the source of this 3510-nucleotide messenger RNA. Its product is annotated as ecdysone-induced protein 75B-like. The record is from RefSeq and is a predicted model, not a curated record. Bases 15 to 3335 code for a protein of 1106 amino acids. Gene Ontology annotation, biological process: cell differentiation; negative regulation of transcription by RNA polymerase II; positive regulation of transcription by RNA polymerase II. Gene Ontology annotation, molecular function: zinc ion binding; nuclear receptor activity; RNA polymerase II cis-regulatory region sequence-specific DNA binding. The transcript has 9 exons. Lineage: Eukaryota; Metazoa; Arthropoda; Malacostraca; Decapoda; Varunidae.